UUGUUAUCUUUCUCUUUUUUCUAGAAAGGAAGAGGAGUGCCUCUACAUGUGACAUCACAAGAAACUUGAAACCGUCAUUUUCAGCAGCCCUGCCUGCUCCCACAUUUGCUCCCCUCUAACCAACCUCUCCCUGAGACACUCUAUGCUUCUCUGCUGGGCUCCAAAAACAGGCAAACAUUAUCAUCCUUCCAGCCCAAACUGCUGCUCUGAUCCCAGGACUUCACCACACAGAUUGCCCCUCUGCUUCAGAGAGCCGACAGGGCCUGUUUCUGGAGAUUUUACAUUUCAAAACCUUUUCAUUCUUUCCAAACCUCCAUUAUUCUGAAGAAAUAAUUAUCAUAAAUAUGGAACUGCAGAAGCAAUCUAAUGGUAAUCACCACCAUGACAUCACUGGGGAGGCAGGUGUCCCGCCAGAAGAAGAAAAGUUUCUGCAACACAAGAGUGAUGGAUCAAAGAGACCUCAGUUCACAGAUUUUGAGGGUAAAACCUCCUUUGGAAUGUCUGUCUUCAACCUGAGCAACGCCAUCAUGGGCAGCGGCAUUCUGGGUCUGUCAUAUGCCAUGUCAAACACUGGCAUCGUCCUUUUCCUGAUCCUAUUGACAUGUAUCGCCUGUCUGUCCUGUUAUUCCGUCCACCUGCUGCUACGCAGUGCUGGAGUUGUGGGUAUUCGUGCCUAUGAGCAACUUGGCCUGAGAGCUUUUGGUCAUCCAGGGAAGAUUCUAGCAGCUGUCAUCAUAACACUACAUAACAUUGGAGCCAUGUCCAGCUACCUGUUCAUAGUAAAAUCUGAGUUACCACUGGUCAUCCAAGCCUUUCUUGGCCAGACAUCCAGCUCUGACGACUGGUUCAUGAAUGGAAACUACCUCAUCAUCAUCGUCACUGUCUGCGUCAUCCUCCCACUAACAUUGAUGAAACACCUGGGGUAUCUUGGUUAUACCAGUGGUUUCUCUCUCUCCUGCAUGGUCUUCUUCCUCUCAGCGGUCAUCUACAAGAGAUUUAACAUUGCUUGCCCUCUGGAAGUGUUUGGAAACUACUCUGUGGACACAGCAGCCAUCCCAGAAGACACAUGCACCAUCAAAUUCUUCACCAUCAACCAAGAGACGGCAUAUACCAUCCCCAUCCUGGCAUUUGCUUUUGUAUGUCACCCUGAAGUGCUUCCCAUCUACACUGAACUGAGCAACCCAACCAAGAGAAGAAUGCAGAAUAUUGGCAAUGUUUCCAUCCUGGGCAUGUUCAUCAUGUACUUUUUAACUGCCAUAUUUGGCUAUCUGACCUUCUACGAGAACACAGAAGCAGAGCUCCUUCAUACCUACAGUAAGGUGGAUCCCCUGGACACUCUGAUCCUGUGUGUUCGGCUGGCUGUCCUGGUGGCCGUCACUCUGACUGUACCUGUGGUCUUGUUUCCUAUACGUCGUGCCCUCCUGCAGCUGCUUUUUCCAGGGAGACCCUUCCACUGGCUCAGUCACAUCACCAUUGCUGUGUGUCUUCUGUUUGCUGUCAACCUGCUGGUCAUCCUCGUUCCCAACAUUCGAGACAUCUUUGGCAUUACUGGGGCAACCACUGCUCCCAGUCUGAUCUUUAUCCUUCCUGGACUGUUCUACAUCCGCAUUAUCCCCACCAACCAGGAGCCUAUGAAUUCCAGACCAAAGAUCCAGGCUGCGUGUUUUACAGCAUUGGGUUUCAUAUUCAUGACCAUGAGCCUGACAUUCAUUGGGCUUGACUGGACAAGUGGAGAAAAGCGAAGUCUCGGUGGCCAUUAAAGUGCAACCCCCAAAACCUACAGCAACAGCAGCCCACUAUUGUGCCCCUCCUCCAGUCCUCUGGAAGAUUUAACCUACUACUGGAAGGCUCGUGGCUUCUGUGGGACUGUUUUUAUUAAUCAUUUGGACAAUCCGUUUCUCCAGCAUGAUGAGAGAAGCCCGGUUUUGUCCUAUCACCCACCCAGGUUGAUAUAUACCACCAGAAUCCUUCACAGGUGGGGUUCCAAUGUUCUACAUGAGAGCUGAUGAACAUGUUGACCAUGGAAGCCCCUCAACCACUACAAGCUAUUAACCUUAGCAGAGGCUAAAUGUGGUGUAUAAUAAUAGCGAUAUUAAAAGCCAAUUGGAGAAAUGUCUAAAUGCAAAAAGCAUGUUUAAUUAUCAGUAACAUUCGAUGCAAAAUUGAUUUGAUAUGUGCUUGAUUAAACUGCUAUUCAAAGAUAGACACCAUCAGUGUUUAUCAUUACAGUCCAAUUAUUUCUAUUCCAUAAUUUUUACUUCCAUCUGAGAGCCAUACAACAUGGGGUAACCGAACAAAUAUCUUCGGAUAAUUCACUUCAAUUUAAGUAUGUGUAUUGUCAUUCUGUAAACUGGAAGACAUAGCUAGCGUCCAUCAGCCAAAGUCUCUCAUGAAGUUUAUGCAACUGUGAACCAAUUAAUUUGGUAUUUAAUUCAUUUGUGAAUUUAUUCUGGACAGCAUAUGGGGAUAUUUAAUAAAAGUUCACAACAGUUGAAA
Dicentrarchus labrax (European seabass) is the source of this 2496-nucleotide messenger RNA. RefSeq names its product sodium-coupled neutral amino acid transporter 3. Gene Ontology annotation, molecular function: glycine transmembrane transporter activity; L-glutamine transmembrane transporter activity. Gene Ontology annotation, biological process: L-glutamine transport; serine transport; L-histidine transmembrane transport. The coding region runs from base 345 to 1760 and encodes 471 amino acids. The record is from RefSeq and is a predicted model, not a curated record. NCBI's taxonomy places the organism in Eukaryota, Metazoa, Chordata, Actinopteri, Moronidae. The transcript is spliced from 16 exons.